AACAAUUUCUUUCCUAUUUUUCGGAACUUUUUGGAUUAGAAAUUGAUAUGGAUACGGAUAGUGCAAUGGAAGUUGAUUUAACUGGAGGCUCUGCAUCAGCAGAGCCGAGUCUACCAGAAAACAACAGCCCAGAUCUUAUGAGAGAAGGUUUCAAAUACUUCAAAAGAAGAAAGCCCCCACCUGAUCUCUCAAAUGUCAUUGACUUUGACCAAUGUGAAGCAGGAGGCUUGCAUGGGAAUGUUAAACCGUACCAAGUGCUGAUCCCAGAUGAUCGCACUGCCUUCCAAGAACUGGGAUUGGUCCACCCACAAGAAUGGAAGGCAUUCUCCUUGGAAUCACAUCCAGGUAUGAUCCUGCUACGGAACCCGUUCACCGCGGCCGGCCAGCGCCACUGGGCCGGCCGCUGCGUGCGAGACCUGCCCGGUCACCCGAACAAGACCAACCUGGACGCCCAGGGUCUGCUGCCACCUGGCGGUAACUGGUGGAAACACUGCCUCGAUGGAGUGGACUGGGAGCGUCUGAAGAAGCUGCGCUGGGUGACACUCGGGUUCCACCACGACUGGGAGACCAAGUUAUAUAACCUGUGUGACCGUUCGCCGUUCCCGUCCGACCUGGCCCGGCUGGCCUCUCUGCUGGCCGGAUGUGUCGGCUGGCCCAGCUACUCGCCCGAGGCGGCCAUCGUCAACUUUUACCACUCGGACUCGACGCUGGCGCCGCACACGGACCACUCCGAGUGGGACAUGACGGCGCCGCUCCUCUCCCUGAGUUUCGGCCAGUCGGCGGUGUUCCUGCUGGGCGGCCGGGACCGCUCCCAGGCACCUGUGGCGCUCUACCUCCGCAGCGGAGAUGUGCUGGUGAUGACCGGCCCCAGUCGGCUCAGCUACCACGCCGUGCCGCGCCUGAUGCCCGCCACAGACGCACGAUGGCACGACGGUAAGCGUAAGCUGAGUGCCGACUGCUGCGGCCAGCCGAAACUGGCCCGUGUGGCCGCCGCGGCCAACGGUGACGUCACCCACCACCGUGACGUCAUCCGGUGUGAGUGUGAGUCCGGGGGCCGCGGCGGCGGCGGCGGCACGGACCCGGUCAUAGAGUACCUGAGCCGGAGCCGGAUCAAUGUCAAUGUCAGACAGGUGUUCCCCAGGGGUCUGAUGCUCCGUCCCGAGGACCCGUGAGCUCGCGACGGAGGGGUGAGCGGGAGGGAGGGGUUGACGAGGCUGUGGGGGUCGAUGGGGUAGUUGUGAUGCGUUCUGUACCAGUCGAUUUUGAGACUGGUGGAUAAUAUUUGUACACUGCACAACUACUCAGUCAAGUGAAGGAGUUUAAACUGGCGAAACCAUGGCGGGGACCGACGGCUGCAGUUGCCGUCCUCAGAAUGACGUUUCCUCGACACCGAAUUGGCAGUGACACCUAACGCUGCUGCGUCCCUGAAAACACAUUGUUCUGAUAACAGAUUGAAAGUUCGGGAUCUGAGGACAGCUGCGGGAGUUGUAUUGCGGUGUGUUUAGUAGAGUUAGUUGGUUUUGGUCAGGUUGCGACAUGACUGACCAUCGUGUUUUCCUUGAGUGGUAGCUUUCAGUAGGUCUUCUUUCUACAAAACGCCAACUGCCGUUUUGCAGGAUGUGUGCCUUAAUGUGGCUUGUUUCGCCCUCAUGCAUAAUUGUUUUUGAGCUGCCAUCUUUGUAUGACGAAUUGCUCGACGCUUGUUCGCAUGGGGCUGGUCCCCAGACGCAGAUGUGUUAUUCUCGCUUUAUUUUAUGAUGCAUAACAUUGAUCCAUGGUUUUGUGUGCGCUUUUGGUGGCCUAUCUACGACAUUCAGAGAUGUGUCUGUCAGUGGCUCAAGGAACCCACGUAGUACGUAUAUUUUACGUGAGUAAUUUAGAGGUGCCAUUUCACUGCAGUCUCGCUUGCAUGCGACUAUGCCAUGACAAUAGCUGUGUGUGUAUUGUUAUACUUAAACGCACUAAUUUUCUGCUGCCGUUAUGACGAGUGUUUCAUCUUCUCAUCUUCGUGUUAUCGGGACAAGAGGCACGAUGUCCUGUAGGGCCCGUUCUCGCCGAUUUCCAUAACUUCACUUAGUACUCAGUCUGUUACAGGAGUGGAGUACCAGAUCGACUCCCAGUGCGCAUCCAGCCUGUUCUUAAAGACGUUGACUGAGGGCGAAUGUACAAUUUCUGCUGGAAGCCCGUUCCAAUCGUUAAUACACCGUACAGAAAAUGAAUUCAGUCUGGCACGACAGGUUGCACGAGGCUUCCGUAGUUUAAGUGUGUGACCCCGAGUUCGUCUUUCAGGAUUCGUUGCCAGAAGCUCUGAAGGAUCAGUAUCAACGUGGCCGUGCAGCAUCUUGUAUGCGUGAAUCAUAUCCAUGCGUCUACGCCGAUAAUACAGUGACGGGAGCUUCAGUCUCUUCAGCCUUUCAGGAUAUGGAAGGUGGCGGAUGCUCACCACUAACCG
Messenger RNA from Amphibalanus amphitrite, 2452 nucleotides. Its product is annotated as nucleic acid dioxygenase ALKBH1-like. Gene Ontology annotation, biological process: oxidative RNA demethylation. The transcript is spliced from 8 exons. Lineage: Eukaryota; Metazoa; Arthropoda; Thecostraca; Balanomorpha; Balanidae. The coding region runs from base 48 to 1172 and encodes 374 amino acids. The record is from RefSeq and is a predicted model, not a curated record. Gene Ontology annotation, cellular component: nucleus; cytoplasm. Gene Ontology annotation, molecular function: broad specificity oxidative DNA demethylase activity; oxidative RNA demethylase activity; ferrous iron binding.